AUGGGAGUUGUAUGUAGCUCACCUUCCACAUUAUUUAAAUCAAGAAAUGGCCAAAAGGAGAAAGUCGAAGAUAGUGUUGAAGACAAUUAUGACAAGCGAAAGGCUGCUGCUUUGCCUUUUGCGAAGCCUCUCGCCUCUAAGAAGUUGAAUAAGAAGGUUCUCAAGACCGUCAAGAAGGCUUCAAAGGCUAAGCAUGUCAAGAGAGGAGUCAAAGAAGUCGUCAAAGCUUUGCGUAAAGGCGAAAAGGGUCUUGUCAUCAUUGCUGGAGAUAUCUCUCCUCCGGAUGUAAUCUCCCAUAUUCCAGUCCUAUGUGAGGAUUCAUCAGUUCCUUACAUUUUUAUUCCCUCAAAAGAAGAUUUGGGAUCUGCUGGUGCAACCAAGAGGCCAACGUCAUGCGUUUUCGUGAUACCAAGCGGUGGCAAAUCAAAGAAGAACGCAGAAAAAGCUGAAGAGUAUAAGGAUGCAUAUGACGAGCUCGUUAAAGAGGUCGCUACAUUGGAAUAG
Molecule: messenger RNA, 504 nt
Organism: Candidozyma auris
Lineage: Eukaryota; Fungi; Ascomycota; Pichiomycetes; Serinales; Metschnikowiaceae
Gene: NHP2
Product: snoRNA-binding protein NHP2
Exons: 2
Coding region: 1-504 (167 amino acids)
Biological process (GO): rRNA pseudouridine synthesis; ribosome biogenesis; snRNA pseudouridine synthesis
Cellular component (GO): nucleolus; box H/ACA snoRNP complex
Molecular function (GO): box H/ACA snoRNA binding
Source: RefSeq, a predicted model, not a curated record